AUGAAUCCAUCUGUGGACUUCAGUGCGUUCGGCCUGAGUAUGGUCAUUGUGGCUGACCUCAACGCGUCGAUCGGUGACUGUUGCCUGAAGAACGGAGCAGAACGUUUCGGCUUCGGCUUUGGAUGGAAGAAAGACGAGAUGGGAGGCUUCUUGAUCUCCCAAUAUUAUUUCUCCUCUCCGCGCCUUAUCCUUACCGAGGAUGUAACCAGCCGGCAGAGCGCCAAAGAUAGGCACAGGAGAAGGAUGAUGGCUGUAAUAGCACAAUGUGGAUGGGCUGUCCCUGAACGUCAAAAGGAAGAGACGCAAAUCUGUGGUCUCUUGUAUCUGGCGAGGAGUCUUACCAACCAGCAGAGAAAGUCACCUGUCGAUGGUACAGGGACCGAAGCAGAACCAGAAUUAGAGGGUAUGUGGUGUGUCGCGAGGUCCUCCAUAAGAUCUUCCAGCUCUUUGAUGGCUUCUUCCGACCGCGCAUCACCGCUAUGUGGCAAGGAUCCCACCGUCCGAGAGAUAAGCGGUGAUCUCUAG
Molecule: messenger RNA, 525 nt
Organism: Exophiala xenobiotica
Lineage: Eukaryota; Fungi; Ascomycota; Eurotiomycetes; Chaetothyriales; Herpotrichiellaceae
Exons: 1
Coding region: 1-525 (174 amino acids)
Source: RefSeq, a predicted model, not a curated record